AUGGGACUCAGCCAAGUCUCCAACGUCACCCCCGACAUUGCUUCGGCGGCAUUGAGCGUCCUUCCCAACGCCUCCGGCACGCUUCCCACGCCGUCCCUGUCUCCGCCGUCCUGCAGCAUUGACGAAUCUUACAAGUACGUCUUCCUGCCCGUCUGCUACUCGGUGACCUUCGUCUUCAGCCUCAUGCUCAACUCCGUGGUGCUGCUGCGCUCCUGCGGCGCCGCCGGCGGGGGGGGGAACAGCGUCGGUGGCGGCGGCGUGCGGCGCUGGAACACCUCGCUGAUCUACAUGGUGAACCUGGCCACCACAGACCUUAUGUACGGCCUGUCGCUCCCCUUCCUCGUGGCGAGCUACGUGCUGCGAGACCGCUGGGUGUUCGGGGACUUCAUGUGUCGACUUGUCCGCUUCCUCUUCUACUUCAACCUCUACUGCUCCAUCUUCUUCCUCACCUGCAUCUCCGUGCACAGGUACUUGGGCAUCUGCCACCCGAUGAGGACGAUCACUCUGGAGAGCAAGCGCAUGGUGAAGGGGACUUGUGCGUUGGUGUGGGUCGUCGUCUUCAUCCUCACCUGCCCCAUCUUCAGGUUCGCCCAGACGGGAUACGUCCGGCGAGGCGGCGAUGUUCCCGUGGUGCCUGGCGGGGAAAGGGAACACAGCAACAGCUCUGGGUCUCAGCCAGAGGCCGAAGGAGGGUACAUGAACUGCUGGGACGACGCCAUCGAUAAGGAGUUUGCCGACUACGUCCCGUACGGGGUCGUCCUCCACGUGCUGGGCUUCUUUGUGCCAUUCGUCAUCAUUGCCUGGUGCUACUCUCAGGUCGUCAGGACGAUAUUUCAGACGAUGCGCUCCCCGCCCAGUUCCCUCGAAGGUGGAGAAGGCGGCGAGGACGGCACGGCGGUCGAUGGCGUGAACGAAAGAGUCAGAGACCGCGACAGGACGUCGGUGUCCAUCUCCGGGUCGCAGUACUCACACUACAUCCGGCGGCGACGGAAAUCGAUAAAAACCAUCGUGACGAUCACUCUGCUGUUUGCGCUCUGCUUCCUGCCGUUCCACGUGACGCGGACGCUGUUCCUGCUGCUGCGGCGGGGGCGGCUCGGCAGCUGCGCCGCCAUGAAGACGGUAUCCAUCUGCUACAAGGUCACGCGGCCGCUGGCGUCCUGCAACGCCUGGCUCAACGCCCUCCUGUACUUCCUGACAGGGGACAAGGGCGCCCCCUGGUGCGGGCCGGCAGAACGCAGCGUCCGCAGAGACCGCCGCAGUGGCUCCCUCUGGUGGCCGCUGAAGAUCCUGAAAAAAGAGGACGACCACGAGGCGGCCGAGAAGAUCGAAAGAGCUGCGCACACGGAGAACGAGUCCAAGUCUUCGAGGGUCAUCUUCUAGGUUUUAGUGGAGAUAUAUCGUUUUGUUUCCAUCCCUUUCCUUCUUCCUUUUCUAAUUUACUCUUUCCAAGUAAAGGGUAACUUUGCUUUUUUUCCAACCUGGACCCUAUUUGAGCCAUUAACCAGCUAACGGCCCUAAAACCCCUCUUUAUGGAAAGUUUGAUGAUGGCAGCGGGGCCGUAAACGCUGAAGCCUUUUUAAUGGCUGUUGCUGCUCACGUUGACACAGCCGGCCUGCCAGGAAAAACUAACAGAAACGUAGAUAGACGCCGAAUUUAAGCUCCAAAAUCUUCGAAAAACCUGGACCGUAUUUCCAUGUUUUUGUGUCUAAGUGACUGAUGGGAACUACAAUCUUUUGAAAUUAGUCCAGUAU
Molecule: messenger RNA, 1751 nt
Organism: Etheostoma cragini (Arkansas darter)
Lineage: Eukaryota; Metazoa; Chordata; Actinopteri; Perciformes; Percidae
Product: P2Y purinoceptor 3-like
Exons: 2
Coding region: 1-1380 (459 amino acids)
Biological process (GO): G protein-coupled receptor signaling pathway
Cellular component (GO): membrane
Molecular function (GO): oxysterol binding; G protein-coupled receptor activity
Source: RefSeq, a predicted model, not a curated record